UAUUUUUUUAACACAAAUGUUGAGAAAUUUCUUAUUAAUUUUAAAAAUCCAAGAAAAAUAACUUUAUGACAACUACUGAAGAACAUGAAGUUGGGCUACUAACCACUUGAUUAAAAAAAAAAUAAUACUAAUAAUAAUAAUAAAAAUGAAUAAUUUAACGGGCCAGUUCCGUAAAACAACAUGGGAUCCAAUUCUGAUAAUCGCACAAAUAAUUGCCGUACAAACAGUAAUGUAUUUUUUCCUCGGCGUAUGGAUAUGGAUAUUAACCACAUUAUUAGGAGAGACCAAGUCUCUGGACUAUGCAUUUCAAUACAAAGAAAUCCACGUGCGUGAUCACGGUGGAAGAUUAGUUAUCGCUGUAUUUAUAAUAAAUUCUUUAAUCGGAUCAUUAGCACUUUGGUGGCUGGUACAGAAAACGAAGCAAUGCUUGGACUUUGCUUGCACAGCUCACUUGAUCCAUUUACUAUUUUGUUGGAUUUAUAAUUCCAGCUUUCCUACUACCUUCAGCUGGUGGUGUCUCAAUAUUGUUUCGACGACAAUUAUGUGCGUCUGUGGUGAAUUUUUGUGUAUGAAAACAGAGUUUAAAGCCAUACCCCUGGGUAUGAAUAGUCAAAAAACAGCCUUGUAAUUACUUAUUAUUUAAAAUGCUUUUUUAUUUUUUAAAUGUUAUUUAUUUAAUGCUAAUUAAUCUGUAAAUUAAGAGUUUAAUAAAUUUUUAUUAAAUUAA
Molecule: messenger RNA, 727 nt
Organism: Cotesia glomerata
Lineage: Eukaryota; Metazoa; Arthropoda; Insecta; Hymenoptera; Braconidae
Gene: Sys1
Product: protein SYS1 homolog
Exons: 2
Coding region: 146-628 (160 amino acids)
Biological process (GO): Golgi to endosome transport; protein localization to Golgi apparatus; Golgi to plasma membrane protein transport
Cellular component (GO): trans-Golgi network; Golgi membrane
Source: RefSeq, a predicted model, not a curated record